UUGUCUAUAUUGCCUGUACACAUCAUGACACAGAAUUCCAUGAAGCACACUCAAAGGACGAGUUAAACCAUAUGAUGAAGAUUAUUUUAAAAGAAAAAUGUGAUUAAUAGUCAUUGUAAUUUAAAGGCAAUAAGUCUGUGGAGGUAACUCAGUUACUGUGGGAAAAUAUAUAAUAAAUAUCGUUUUUAUUUGUUUGCUUUGUAUGACAGAAAAUUCUAAAAUAAAUCAAAUUGCAUAUGGCAACUAUUCACUUUUUAACACAUCAUACAUGAGAUUUCAUGAAGAAAAAAUACAGAGAAUACAAAGCAUGACUGUCCAAUAAAUAUCUCAUAUCUGGUUUCCCACAGACACUUGUCGACCAACAGCCCAAAACUUGUCUGUGCUCACACAGCUAGUCAAUCAAACGGAAAACAUCCGCCUUACGGAAGCCGUCAAAAAAAGGAAGAAGCAAGAGUGACAAAAGUGCAAACCACAAUCCACCCAGUACUCGUGGACACAACCCGCUGGAACAUUAUACAAACAUCCACUGGAGUACCCUUGUUUCCCUGUAUCCCGACACCGAAGACUGCCGCAAUAAUACUUAAACAAAAUGGCAGCUUGGGAUGUGUCCAUUGUGGUGGAAGAGCUGGGACCCGACGCCCUGCCUGUCAACCUGAGUGUGACCUCUGACCUCCAUGUAGGAGGCGUCAUUGUCAAGUUAGUGGAAAAAACACAAAUGAGCCUGGACUGGUCAGAUCAUGCUCUUUGGUGGGAGCAGAAACAGCAGUGGCUCUUGAGAACGUCGUGGACUCUGGAUAAAUAUGGCAUCCAUGCUGAUGCUCGGCUGAUAUUCAUGCCCCAGCACAAGCCCCUGAGACUGGGCCUGCCCAACGGCAUCACCCUGAGGCUCCGUGCUUGCUUCUCCAACCCUGUUUUCCAAACUGUGAUGGGCAUUUGCAGACUCCUAGACAUCCGUCAUCCAGAGGAGCUUUCUCUGCUUCGACCUGUUGAGGAGAAAAAGAAGAAGAAAGACAAAGAUCCAUCAGAGGAGAUUUACGACUUGACUCAAGUCCCUCUCUCUGCCGCAUCGCACUCCAGCAUGUACAACGGUGUGCCGCAGCACUUUGUUGGCUCCGAACAAAUGCAGUGUAUCUACAAGAUGCUGUCAGUGACCCAGCAGCCACCCGCGCCAGAGCUUCUGCAAAAACAGUAUCGUCCAGCAAGUGUAGUGGACAAGGCCCACAUUAACGGCAGGUGGUUGGAUUCGUCGCGUAGUCUCAUGCAGCAGGGAGUCCAAGAAAAUGAUCGACUCUGGCUUCGCUUCAAAUACUUUACCUUCUACGACAUUGAGCCCAAGUCUGAUGUGGUGCGUCUGACCCAGCUGUACGAGCAGGCGCGCUGGGCCAUCCUGCUGGAGGACAUUGACUGCACCGAGGAAGAGAUGAUGCUCUUCGGUGCUUUACAGUACCACAUCAGUAAAGUGGCCCAGAGUGAAGCGUUAACUCAGAGCACCAAUGCUGCCAUGGAUGACCUGGAGUCUGCGCUACAAUCCCUGGAGGUCAAGAUGGAAGGAGAAAGUGAGUCAGCGACAGAGAUGCUGGACAUCAUGACAGCACCUGAACUCAGUGACUACUUGAAGAUGUUCAGGCCAAAAAGGCUGACCCUGAGAGGGUACAAGCAGUACUGGUUUAAGUUCCAGGACACUUCAAUCUCUUACUACAAGAGCAAAGAGGAGAGUGUCGGAGAACCCAUUCAGCAGAUUAAUCUUAAAGGAUGUGAAGUUGCACCAGACGUCAACUUGUCGGCCCAGAAGUUCCUCAUCAGGCUCCUGAUCCCAGCGCCCGAAGGCAUGAAUGAAGUCUAUCUUCGCUGUGAAAACGAGCAGCAGUACGCUCGGUGGAUGGCUGCCUGUCGGACCGCUUCUAAAGGCAAGACUUUGGCCGACAGCAGUUUUCAGAGUGAGAUCCAAAACAUCCAGUCGUUUUUGGAGAUGCAGAAGAGCACUUCUGGUUCCCAUGGCAGCCCUUCCAUGACUGAUGAGGCCAUCAAUACUUACAGCGUGGUGUCCCCCCGUUACCACAAGAAGUACAAAAUCAAGCAGCUGACCCCUCGUAUCCUGGACGCCUACCAGAAUGUGGCUCAGCUCUCUCUCACAGAAGCAGUCAUGCGAUUCCUGCAGAUCUGGCAAGCCCUGCCAGACUUCGGCCUCUCAUACGUGGUGGUCAGGUUCAAAGGGAGUCGGAAAGAUGAAGUCCUGGGAAUUGCCCCCAAUCGUCUGAUUCGCAUCGACCUGAGUGUGGGAGAUGUGGUGAAGACUUGGCGCUAUAACAACAUGAAGCAGUGGAACGUCAACUGGGACAUACGACAGGUGGCCAUCGAGUUUGAAGGGAACAUCAACAUCGCCUUCGGUUGUGUAACGGCCGACUGCAAAAUUGUGCACGAGUUUAUUGGGGGUUACAUUUUCAUGUUGACACGCAGCCGUACGAAGAGCGACAAACUGGACGAGGAGCUUUUUCACAAGCUGACCGGUGGACACGACGCUCUCUAACGGAUGUUUCUGUUCAUUGCAUCAUGUUUCUUCGGUGGAGCAAAAUCUGCCAAGGUCUUUUUCAUUUUGUAGUUCAAGGAACUUUUAUUUACCGAUAUUGUAUUCAAUAUCUCUGAAGUCUGUAAUGUUUAAACAAAUGACAUAAUUCUUUUAGUUACAUUUAACACCACAUUACCACUUACUGAAAGUAAGAGAAGAACCCAAGUUCCCCAAAAUGUUUGAGACUAGUUAAUACCAAGAAAAAAAAUGAAAUAAGUUUAAGUAAACGUAAUGAUGGGCAAAACGUUUGAAAACAGGGAUGAUAAGAAACAGAAGUUUUCAAUUAGAACUAAGUUUAAGUAUUCGUGGGCCAAAAAUGUGCUAAAAGACACUAAGCUAAAUUGAAAUAGGAGUUAUUUGUGAUUUAUUUCAUCACUGAACCAGUAAAAUGACCUGAAACCAGUAUUUAACGAGAGCAACUGUUGUAAACAGGCCAUACAUGUCGAACUACAAACGCAAAUUUGGUGUUUGAAUUUACACACAAGAAGACUCUGAUGUGGAAAAACGUAGAUUUCAUUUAAAGAAAAAUAUAUUUGGAGUUUUAUUUUUGUCCAGCAGGGGGCGCACAACACAUGCAAAGUUUUAAAAUGAAAUGUAAUAGAAAUUGAAAAUAAAAGAUGGAGAAAAGAUUCAAGAAAUGAGAUAAAUUUAUGACACAAAUAUGAUGAACUCAAACCAACUUUAUUCAAAACAGCUUUUAGCUACAAAUUGGCGAAACAAACAGACAAGCUGGUGUCAGUGUGGAUAAAACUGUCAGACAUCUUAAGCGUUUUGCUUGAAUGCUUCAGUGUUUUUUAAGAAUGUCACAUCAGCCAUGUCUUGUCUUUGUCCCAGUAAGAGCACACAUGAACACGAUUUAAGUCACUCGUCUGUUACAGUGUUGAUUCAAAUAAAUGAGAAACUUAUUGCGAAAAUAGUUGUUUUGUAAUGUUGCACUUCAU
Synchiropus splendidus (mandarinfish) is the source of this 3507-nucleotide messenger RNA. RefSeq names its product FERM domain containing kindlin 3b (gene fermt3b). Gene Ontology annotation, cellular component: cell-substrate junction. The transcript has 15 exons. The coding region runs from base 590 to 2527 and encodes 645 amino acids. The record is from RefSeq and is a predicted model, not a curated record. Gene Ontology annotation, biological process: integrin activation; cell-matrix adhesion; platelet aggregation. Lineage: Eukaryota; Metazoa; Chordata; Actinopteri; Syngnathiformes; Callionymidae. Gene Ontology annotation, molecular function: integrin binding.